Messenger RNA from Capsicum annuum, 636 nucleotides. RefSeq names its product subtilisin-like protease SBT5.6. Gene Ontology annotation, molecular function: serine-type endopeptidase activity. The record is from RefSeq and is a predicted model, not a curated record. Lineage: Eukaryota; Viridiplantae; Streptophyta; Magnoliopsida; Solanales; Solanaceae. Gene Ontology annotation, biological process: proteolysis.
UUCUAUAAAUACCAUUUAUUUUGCAUAUAACACUUCACUAUUCGUAUACUACACAAAUCAUUGUUUUUUGUUAAAUAUGAAUUCUUUUUCCACAUUCUCUUUUCUUCUUCUCCUUGUGCUUCCCCUCUUGGCUUCAUGUCAUGAAAAACAGGUUUAUAUAGCGUAUUUUGGAGAGCAUAAUGGAGAGAGAGCAUUGCAUGAGAUUGAAGAGAAUCAUCACUCUUAUCUGUUGUCAGUGAUAGAAAAUGAUGAAGAAGCCAAAUCUUCUCUUAUUUAUAGUUACAAACAUAGCAUCAAUGGAUUUGCUGCACUUCUCACCCCUCAUCAAGCCUCCAAAUUAUCUGAGAUGGAAGAAGUGGUAUCAGUGUAUAAAAGUGAGCCAAGGAAAUAUAGUUUGCAUACAACAAGGUCAUGGGAAUUUUCUGGAUUGGAAGAGUCAGUGGCACCAAAUUCCUUGAAGAAGGAUGACUUGCUAUUGAAAGCCAAAUAUGGCAAAAAUGUCAUUAUUGGCGUUCUUGAUAGUGGGAUAUGGCCAGAAUCUAAGAGCUUUAGUGAUGAAGGGAUAGGACCAAUACCGAAGUCAUGGAAAGGAAUCUGCCAAUCUGGAGAUGCUUUCAACUCUUCUAACUGUAAUGA